Molecule: messenger RNA, 1800 nt
Organism: Mucor velutinosus
Lineage: Eukaryota; Fungi; Mucoromycota; Mucoromycetes; Mucorales; Mucoraceae
Product: phosphatidylinositol-binding protein scs2
Exons: 5
Coding region: 1-1800 (599 amino acids)
Molecular function (GO): ATP binding
Source: RefSeq, a predicted model, not a curated record
AUGAGUCCAGCAAAAAAGACGCUCGUUAUUGUCGCUUCUAGCACAAAAGAGACUCAAAUAGAAACAGAUAUCAAGGAUCGCUACGACUCCAAGUUUUUAAGGUUUCGAGGUGUGCCCAAGGGUUUGCUGCCAAUCUCUGGAAGGCCUGCUCUUAGUUGGUGGUAUGAGUAUGCUCAGGAUAGAUUUGAUUGCGUCUAUAUUAUCUCCAAUGCAUACAACUUCAAGCACUUUGAAAGAUGGGCGAGUGCUGUCAAUUUCCCUCGAGAGAAUAUACUCAACAGCGGGUUAAGCUCGGGCAUUUUGCAGGAUCUUGCAUUUGUACACCGAGUGAAGCACAUUCAAAACGACAUUGUGAUUACAGGAGCUGACAUAAUACCUACAGAGGCGAUAUACUACAACCAUUCCGAGCUCUUUGAUGGCAAACGCAACUUUAUCAGAAUGAUGGACGAAAACUCAAUUGCAUUUGGCAUGUCAUUCGAGUUAUUGCAAGGCCUUGACGACUAUAUUGAACAGGUGGCACCUACAGCGGACGCAGAUCAGAGCAGUAGACUGAAACUAUAUAUUAUUACAAAGGCUUACGACGCCUCUGUCAGCAAACUAUCAGCGGAAGACUAUCCUCUGCUCAAUUAUGUCGAUGCCAGCAUUUCGCUGCAGUCUUACUUGGAUACAUGGCAAUUCUGCAAGGACGAUGACUUUAACAAUCGAUGCAAAUCAUUCAAAUUUCAGACUGAACCUCUGCAUAUGAGGGCUUAUGCUCGUGUGGGGUUGAUGGGCAACCCCAGUGACGGGUUCUACGGCAAGACGAUGUCUCUGUUGAUCUCUAACUUCUGGGCAGAAGUGACCUUGAUACCCAACCAUGCCGAUGAUCAAGAAGUAGAGGCCAUCACUAUUCUUCCUAACCCUGUUUCCGAUCCACACAAAUUCUCUUCGCUCGAGUGUCUGGUGGGUGUCUCUCAAAUCGACGGAUACGAGACUGGAGAUCGAUUACUACAGGCUUGUUGCAAGGUGUUUUAUCUGCAUUGCAAAGAGAACAAUAUCCCCAUUAACACCAAACAAGGCUUUCGUAUGAUGUUUGAGACCAACAUUCCUCGUCAAGUGGGCUUAGCUGGCUCCUCUGCUAUUAUCACUGCAUUAUGGAAGAUGUUGAGUUUGUUUUACGGCGUUACUCAAGAACAGAUACCAUUGGAAUUGCAGGCUAGUCUCGUGCUAAAGGUGGAAUGGGAAGAAUUAGGUAUUGCUGCUGGUCUGCAAGACAGAGUGAUCCAGUCAUUUGGCGGUUUGGUUUAUAUGGAUUUUGAUCGCGAGUACAUGGAAAAGCAUGGCCACGGUAAAUACGAAUCUUUGGAUGUUGGACUGCUGCCCAAACUAUGGCUGGCCUAUGUUGCUGAUCCUGAUGAUUCGGGUAAGGUACAUAGUGCUGUCAAACAACGCUUUCUGAAUGGUGAUCAAGAGAUCAUUGAUGCCAUGCAAAAGUUUGCGUCCUUCACUGAGCAAGCUCGCACAUGCUUACAGGAAAACAAUCACAAGGCAUUUGCUCAACUGAUGUCCAACAACUUUAACCUUCGCCGCGAAACAUAUGGCGACGCUGUUGUGGGUGCUUCCAACUUGAGAAUGAUUGAGUUGGCAAGACAGCAUAACUGUGCUGCCAAAUUUCCUGGUAGUGGAGGUGCUAUUGUGGGAAUGUGGAACGGAGAGAAUGCAGAAACUGAAGCCAAGGAUUUGUUACAAUUGCGUAGAGCAUUGGAGAGUGAAGGAUUUGUAUUUUUAGAAAUUACACCAAUGGUAUAUGGCAAUCAGUAG